AUGGCGCACCAAGCGACCGACAAUGACUCGGAGUCGUGGAAUCCGGCAUUACGGCCCGAGAAAAAUAAUACUCCUAUUACUAUGAGCUCGAUCGAGGGUGGAUUGUCUCAGCCUAAUGCGGCGCAUGAGCCAAAGGACCUUGCCGAUGUCAUAUCUCCACAGAGUGAGGAUUUUUCUGCAUGGGAUAUCUCCGAUGAGGUAGACGCGAUUCAGCCUCAACACGCAAGCUUGGACGUGCUAGUGAACAAUGCAUCACCAGCAGUCGACCAGGCCGUCUGCCCAGAUACCGAUUCCGUUGAUAAGACCAGUCCUAUUCCCGAAGAGACGAGUGAAGCAAUUCAGAGAUCUAUCGAGCCAUCUAUUGUGACUGCAGAUCCCGCCCUAAACACGACUCUGCCAGAAACUCAGCCAGCGCAGCCCGCGCCGGCAGUUCAGACCGAAUCACCUCCAAUCCAAUCCGAUAUAGAGGGUGGUAAUAGCCUCCCAGCCACUAUAGACCAGCCACACUCUGUUCAAACCGGAACAUCUCAUACCGGAGCUCCCACUAUCACAUCGGAACAAAGAACCACCCCGGAGGCGACUUUUGCGGAAGAGACUACACUUUCAACAAAAGGACAACCGACAGCAGCCGAACCUACGCUGGACACUUUCAAACACGAGAAUGCCACUCAGUCCACCCCCACCGAGGAACUGUUCGCACGAACAGACGAGGAUGCUGACUCGGAGGGUCUCUGGGCCAGCUUUGAGAAGGACCUUGGCAAUACUCUACCCCCCACCGGAGAGGCUACGCCCGAUAGAGAACCUUCCCAUACUAUCCCAGAGCUUGCUACAACCUCUACCCAAAUCCAGGAUAGCGACGCACCAAAGGUUGUUGAAGGUGUACGUCCAUCGCCAGAGGAAAGGGCAUUUACGGGUGCGACCAACGACGGCCACCAAGAUCCACCCGCAACCGUCGUGGAUACACCCACUAAGCAUGAACCUGUCUGGGCAAAUGAACCGAAAGGGGAAGUUGGUUCUGAUGAGGACAACUUCUUUAACCAACUAAACACCCAGACAAAGCCUAUAUUUGCGGAAGCUGAGUCCAGGUUUGAGGAAGGGGUCCCACUGUUAGAUGAAUCUACACCGGCUUCGCCCCAGCGCCCCCUGGAUGGAGGAGAAUCGAUCGACAACGUUUUUUCCAAUGAUGAAAACGACGCAGAUGACUUCUUCAGCUCGCCCCCAAAGCUCGAGGCUCAGAAUGACGGUGAGGAUUUUUUCGCCUCCACCUCAAAGGAAGAGGCCGAGGAGCAACCCCCUGCUCAUCUCGCCCGAAAGAGCACGUCUCAGGUUUUGGAAUCGGUUGGGUUUGCUCUUGACUCCCCAGCUAGCGACACUUCGGCUGCGGCGCAGUUCAAUGAUGCUUUGAAGGCUGCGUCGUUGGAGCCCCAGGCAACAGCCGAUCCCUCAGAGGAAGAGCUAGCGGCACGGUGGGAAGCUGAGCUAGGAGAUUCACCGGAUGAUGAUUUGGCGGCCCGUUGGGAGGCAGAAUUAGACGAUGACGAUAUACUGCUUGAGACUGAAGCCGCCGAGCCUGUCUCUACACAGGGCCACAUUAAUCAACCCCCUGUUCAACCCACCAAUUAUGGUCCGUCGGCUGGUUUGAAUGGUCCGUUCCAGACCCCCCAGGCCUUUUCUCAGCCAAGACCUGUUCCAAGUAUAUACACACCCCAUCAACCGUCCACCGGUGAUCUACUGCAGGGUGUUCCUCUCCCAGGCACUGCGCCGCCAGUCACCGGUGCGAUGUCAUCAUACUUCUCGCAGGCGCCGCAGAACCCCGUGGCAGUUAGGGGAGAGAGCUUUGCUGAGCGGCCGAAAGAGGGUUACAAAUCACCUUACGACCUUCCAGAAGAUAUCCGGCCCCGAAAACCAGUCGUUGCCCAGAAGCCUAUUCCUCCAGCAGUGACUAGUAUGCCUCCACCUCCUCCCCCAGGUGCAUCUGGCGUACUGAUUCCUGCUGCGGCUGGCUUCGCACCUCCGACAGCGGCCCCAUUAGCUGCUGCUGCCCCCCCUGCGCCCAAGAAUUUCUAUGAGGAACUUCCUCUGGCGCCACCGCGGUCUAGGCCUGCUAGCUCAGGUCGGUACACCCCUAAUCCGCAGGCGGCGCCUACGUUGGCCGGGUCGUCACUUCCUCCUCCCCCCCAGGUUCAAUAUGCUGCUGCUGCACCACCGGCCACACAGCCUAUCGCCCUCCCAAUCCAAUCCACACUUCAGCCACCUGAGCAGCUAGAUCCGUAUGCUAGCCUAGCAUCUAGUGCUCCGGCCGGACCUCCUGCCAUAGCAAGGUACUCUCCUCAGCCUCCUGGUUUGCAAGCUCCCUCAAAGCCACCUUCGUUGCCGAGAUAUUCUCCUGCGCCCCCUCCCACCUCUGCGGGCCGCAAUCGUUAUGCCUCACAGCCGCUUAAUGUUCCUGGCCAAAAUUUGCCUUUCCAGCCACGGACAUCAAGUCCGCUUGCACAUCAUGAAAAGGUUUCUUACCAACCUGAUCAAUCACACAAACCGCCAUCUCUCGAGCCUGCGAUCAAUCUUUCUCCGCCGCGCGGGCAAGGAGCUGGCUUCGGACAAAUGCCACCUGGCGCUCCGCAAUACCUUAAUGGUCCUGCCAGCAUACCGCGGAGAGACAGUGCGGGAUCACCUGCGCAGUCGUCUCCGCCUCAGAGUCGCUAUGCCCCUCAGGAAUAUCUCAAUGAAUUCGCCCAGCGUCUCGCACCGGCUCCGGAAUCCGCUCCUCCUGCUCCCACGACGAAUGUAUACACGUCUCCACCACCUAGUGAUAUCCAGAUGGGCCCUCUUCGCAGGUCCCAAACCCAGUCACCUUCCCGGGACUUGGCAAGCCCAAGUUCCUACGGCCAGAACUUUGAUACCCUCCAACGGCCGGCUUCGGUUCAAGUUUCAGGUUCACCGACUAAAAGUGUGAAUCCGUAUGCUCCUAUUUGUGCUCCUUCUCAGACCCGGGCUCCGACGCAGCACCUGGAAUUUAUCGCCCCCAAUGAUGGACUGGAGCAUGAUCCUCUAGAGCGAUGGAAAGGUGCUCCAAUCUUCAAAUUCGGGUUCGGUGGAGCCAUUGUAUCUUGCUUCCCUAAGCACAUUCCUCGCUACUCUGUUGGUCAAGUGGCGCCAAUGAUUCAACCCACUCUUGGUGAACCGAAAAUAUCACAGCUUAGUACAUGGCUGCCCUCCGCUGAUAACAUUGUCCAGCACCCUGGGCCACUCAAAGCAAAGUCGAAAAAGAAGGAUUUGAUUGCUUGGCUUUCUAGCAAGAUUGCAGCUUUCGAGCAUUCCGACCUUCCAAGUUACGAACAAGUUCAGCCCGAUACGCACAAGCGCCAGGAGGAAAAAGCCAUUCUCUGGAAGGUCGUCAAACUUCUGGUGGAGAAUGACGGUAAUCUGGAGAGUUCUCCAGAAAUUCAGAAGUCUUUCCGCCAGAUCAUCUUCCCCAACCUACCCGACCCCGACGCAGACGGAUCAUACACCAGCACCUUAACUGCCGCGGGAGGGCUUACCCCUUCGGAAAUGCCUUCGCAACCUGAUGCUGUUGAUGCAAAGUGGCUGGAAGAGCUUCGCUUGCACUUGAUCCGUGGUGAUCGGGAGAAGGCCGUAUGGAGUGCUGUCGACCGACGUCUUUGGGGACAUGCAAUGAUCCUUUCAUCCACCAUGGACAAGUCGAUUUCGAAGCAGGUCACGCAGGAGUUUGUCCGCCGCGAGGUCAGAUCCAAAGCCGCAAACACUGAGUCACUUGCAGCCCUCUACGAAAUCUUCGCUGGUAAUAUCGAAGAAAGUAUCGACGAACUCGUGCCCCCGUCUGCUCGAGCAGGUCUGCAGUUGAUCAGCAAGGCCGAUGGUCAGGGCUCCACUAAGAAUGCCCUCGAGGGUUUAGAUAAGUGGAAGGAUACCCUAGGGCUGGUCUUGAGUAAUCGAAGUUCUGAGGAUCACCAGGCACUGCUUGCCCUUGGCCGCCUGCUUACUUCUUAUGGACGGACAGAAGCAGCUCACGUUUGUUACAUCUUCUCACAUGCUGCUGUUUUCGGUGGCCCAGAUGAUCCACAGGCCAAUAUUGUUCUCCUUGGUGCCGACCAUCAGCGCUGCCCUUCUUCCUUGAUGGAUGAAGAUGCUAUCCUGCUCACUGAGGCGUACGAGUAUGCUACAUCUGUGCUCGGCAACUCCUCAGCCGCCCAUCUGCCACACCUGUUGGGCUUUAAGAUUCUGAAUGCCAGGUGCCUCGUAGACCAGGGUCGCAAUUCGGAAGCGCAAGCCUAUUGUGACGCAGUGGCAUCGGCAUUGAAAGCAACCACUCGUCCUUCGCCGUACUAUCACCAACACCUCUUUGCGGAAGUUGAAGAGCUAUGUGCACGUCUGCGCCAAACAACCAGCGAUAGUGGCUCUUGGAUAUCGAGACCAAGCAUGGAGAAGGUCUCUGGGUCUAUGUGGGCUCGUUUCAAUAGCUUCGUGGCAGGUGAUGAUAGUGAUGCUGCAUCGACUGGCUCCGGUAAAGGUGGUGAGCAAGCGGAAUUUGGACCUUUUGCAAACGUGGCUGGGACCCCAACAAUUAGCCGCUCACCUUCUGUGUCUGAUAUAUACGGUUCUUAUCCUGGGACAGCAGCCGGAGUACAGCCUAUUGCUAUUAAUGGCCCGUCCAGAUAUCACCCAUCGAGCCAAUAUGCGCCCAAUGGCUCGCCUGAACAGUUCAAGGGCCGAUCUUCAAUGGACUCUCAGAGAUCUGCUUCGUACUUCCCGCCCGUUGGACAGCGUCGUAGUUCACAAGAACUCUCACCCUCAAUUGAUCAACAGAUGUCGUAUGGAGGCCCAAUCUAUGGGUCACCAAACGCAGGUGGGUAUCAACCAACACCACCCCAGUCCUCUUACGUCCCUCUUGCUCCAGUAAAAGAAGCUCUAUCACCUGCUGAAGCUCCUCCGGCUGCACAGCCCGUGGUGAAUGGCCUCUUUUACCAGCCUCCAGGACAGGCCGCCACAGCCAGCGAAUCCCCUUACUACCAAGGCCCUCCUGGUAUGCCGGUUGGUAUAUCAGACUCAGAGUCACCCUACGCACCUCCCGUUGCCAGCUCCUCUUACGAACCGGCUUCUUACGAGCCGGUCGCGGCUGGUGUAGACAUGGGAUAUGCCGCCGAGGACGAGGAUAUGCCACCUACCGCAGAGCAGACAAAGAAGAAGUCAAUCAUGGAUGAUGAUGAUGACGAUCUGGCUGCCCGGGCAGCGGCUAUCCAAAAGGCGGAGAACGAUCGCAUAGCAAAUGAAGCGUUCGCGAAAGCUGCCGAGGAAGAUGCUAAGAAGGGUGCCCAACAAUCUGGCAAGAAGGGCUGGUUUGGUGGUUGGUUCGGUGGAGCGAAGAAAGAGGAAAACAACUCGGGUGGCGGUCCUAUCAGAGCCAAACUUGGCGAAGAGAGCUCGUUUUACUACGACAAGGAUUUAAAGAAAUGGGUCAACAAGAAGGACCCCGGUAGCAGUGCCCCUGUCCGUGCCACCCCGCCUCCGCCCCGAGGAUCCGCUCCCCCUAGUCGGACUGCGAGCUCGGGUAGCAUGCCACCGAACGGUGCGCCUCCGAUGCCCCCAAUGCCGGUCUCUGGCAGCAGGCCUCAAUCUUCCUCAACCGCUGCCGCCCCACCUUUCUUAUCAUCCAGCCCUGGCCUCUCUGGUCUCGCGCCUCAGCCUCUCCCUCGGUCUGUUUCUACGGGAGCGGCUAUGCCAACACCGCCUGGUAGUUCCAGCGGUCCGCCACGGCCGUCUUCGUCCUUGACUCAUGCUAGCUCAAUCGACGAUUUGAUCGGUGCGCCUCAGGCGCGCAAGGGAAACACGGUUCGCGGCAAGAAGAAGGGCCGUUACGUUGACGUGAUGGCCCAAUGA
Penicillium griseofulvum is the source of this 5895-nucleotide messenger RNA. It is a transcript of the gene sec16, whose product is annotated as COPII coat assembly protein SEC16. The transcript is spliced from 2 exons. The coding region runs from base 1 to 5895 and encodes 1964 amino acids. NCBI's taxonomy places the organism in Eukaryota, Fungi, Ascomycota, Eurotiomycetes, Eurotiales, Aspergillaceae. The record is from RefSeq and is a predicted model, not a curated record. Gene Ontology annotation, biological process: COPII vesicle coat assembly; autophagy; Golgi organization. Gene Ontology annotation, cellular component: ER to Golgi transport vesicle membrane; endoplasmic reticulum exit site.